AUGACCAGUCGACGCGAUUUCUUGAGUCAACCGGCACCCGAGAACUAUGUUGCCGGUCUCGGUCGAGGUGCUACCGGCUUCACGACGCGAUCGGAUUUGGGUCCUGCACGCGAAGGACCAAGCGAAGACCAGAUCAAGGAGGCUGUUGCCAAGCGCGCAGCGCAACUAGGCCUGGGAACUGAUGGCAAGAAGCAAGAUGCGGACGACGACGACGACGAUCGGUUCAAGGACCCUGAUAAUGAGGUCGGCUUGUUUGCCGGCGGUGUAUACGACAAAGACGACGAGGAGGCCGACAGGAUAUGGAAAGAAGUUGAUGAGAAGAUGGCGAAGAGGCGACAAAAACAGCGUGAGGCGCGCGAAAAGGCUGAGAGAGAAGAAUACGAGCGCAAAAACCCCAAGAUCCAACAGCAGUUUGCCGACUUGAAGAGAGCUUUAUCAACAGUUUCCGAUGAGGAGUGGGCAAAUCUACCGGAAGUUGGAGAUUUGACCGGGAAAAACCGUAGAAGCAAGCAGAAUUUACGGCAACGAUUUUACGCUGUUCCUGACAGCGUCCUUGCUGGAGCGAGCGCCUCCGGGGAGCUAGGGACGACUGUUAUGGAAGAUGGCGCAGCUUCGAGCUCAGAGGCGGCGGACGGUACGAUGACGAACUUCGCUAAGAUCGGCGCGGCAAGAGACAAAGUGCUCAAGUCUAGACUGGAGCAAGCUUCUCAAGACGGUGGCGACUCUGUCGCUGGCAGCGCAACGAGUAUCGAUCCUAAGGGCUACAUCACCAGUUUGCAAAAGAGUGGCCUCACUGAGGCCCAGGCGCAAGUCGGCGACAUCAAUCGAGUUCGUGAGCUUCUAACUUCAGUCAUCAAGACCAACCCGAACAAUGCGCCUGGCUGGAUCGCAGCAGCACGGUUGGAGGAGCUUGCUGGCAAGACCGUCGCUGCGCGAAACGUGAUUGCACGUGGAUGCUCUCACUGCCCGAAGAGCGAGGACGUAUGGCUAGAGAACAUCCGACUCAAUGAAGGCCGUAAUGCCAAGAUCAUCGCAGCAGAUGCUAUCAAGAAAAACGAUCGGUCUGUGCGACUCUGGGUUGAGGCCAUGAGGUUAGAGAACGAACCCAGGGCGAAAAAGAGAGUCAUUCGACUCGCCCUGGACCACAUCCCUGAAUCUGAAGCGCUCUGGAAAGAAGCGGUCAAUCUGGAGGAAGAUCCGGAAGAUGCGCGGUUGCUACUUGCCAAGGCAACUGAGCUUAUACCUCUAUCUGUCGAUCUUUGGCUGGCUUUGGCAAGAUUGGAGACUCCUGAGAACGCCCAGAAAGUCCUCAACAGGGCAAGAAAAGCAGUUCCCACGUCACAUGAGAUUUGGAUCGCUGCGGCUCGUUUACAGGAACAGCUAGGCACCGGACUCAAGGUCAACGUUAUGAAGCGUGCCAUCGGUGUUCUCAUUAAAGAGUCUGCUAUGCCGAAGCGAGAAGAAUGGAUUGCAGAAGCCGAGAAGUGUGAAGAGGAGGGUGCCAUCAUCACCUGUGGAAAUAUCAUCCAAGAAACCUUGGGUUACGGCUUAGACGAAGAUGACGACCGCAAAGAAACCUGGAUGGAGGAUGCGAAGAGCAGCAUCAACCGUGGCAUGUACGAAACGGCACGUGCCAUCUACUCUUACGCCUUACGGGUGUUUGUCAACAGCAAAACGCUGUGGAUGGCCGCUGCUGACUUGGAGAGGAACCACGGAACUAAGGAAUCACUUGCUCAGGUCUUGGAGAAGGCCGUCGAGGCCUGCCCCAAGAGUGAAGUUUUGUGGAUGAUGCUGGCCAAGGAGAGGUGGCAAGCCGGAGAGGUCGACAAAGCCAGGCUCGUGCUCGCCAGAGCCUUCAAGUCAAACCCUGACAACGAGGAUAUUUGGCUUGCUGCUGUCAAGCUCGAAGCCGAGAAUGGAGAGACUGAGCGCGCACGUAAACUGCUCGAAGAAGCUCGGGAACAGGCUCCUACGGAUCGUGUGUGGAUGAAGAGCGUGGUAUUUGAGAGAGUACUAGGCAACAGCGAGGCGGCAUUGGACCUUGCCCAGCGAGCCCUGCAAUACUUCCCAGGCACAGCCAAGUUGUGGAUGCUCAAGGGCCAGAUCUAUGAAGACCUUGGAAAGGUUGGCCAAGCACGCGAGGCUUACAGCACAGGAGUCAAGGCGGUUCCUAAGUCGGCACCCCUCUGGCUGCUAUACUCUCGUCUAGAGGAGAACGCCGGACUUGUCGUAAAGGCUCGCAGUGUUCUUGAUCGAGCCCGUCUUGCAGUUCCUAAAUCGCCAGAGUUGUGGUGCGAAUCCGUCCGCAUCGAACGACGUGCAGGCAACAUCAACCAGGCCAAGUCCCUCAUGGCCAAGGCUCUCCAGGAGGUGCCCAAGAGCGGUCUCUUGUGGAGCGAGCAAAUCUGGCACUUGGAGCCACGAACACAGCGGAAGCCCCGGUCGCUGGAGGCCAUCAAAAAAGUGGACAACGAUCCAAUUCUUUUCGUGGCUGUCGCCCGGAUCUUCUGGGGCGAGCGUAAGCUGGAGAAGGCUCAAAACUGGUUUGAGAAAGCGCUGGUGCUGGACAGCGACAACGGCGACACCUGGGCUUGGUAUUACAAGUUCCUGCUCCAGCAUGGUACGGAUGAAAAACGAGCGGACGUUGUUAACAAGUGCAUCCUAAACGAGCCCCGUCAUGGCGAAUACUGGCAAGCCAUUGCCAAGCACCCUAAGAACGCAAGGAAGGGGACGGAGGAGAUUUUGAAACUUGUAGCUGAUAGCAUAGAGAAAUAA
This is a messenger RNA of Colletotrichum truncatum, 2775 nucleotides long. Its product is annotated as mRNA splicing factor (prp1 zer1). Gene Ontology annotation, molecular function: protein binding. Gene Ontology annotation, biological process: spliceosomal tri-snRNP complex assembly; mRNA splicing, via spliceosome. The record is from RefSeq and is a predicted model, not a curated record. NCBI's taxonomy places the organism in Eukaryota, Fungi, Ascomycota, Sordariomycetes, Glomerellales, Glomerellaceae. Gene Ontology annotation, cellular component: U4/U6 x U5 tri-snRNP complex; catalytic step 2 spliceosome.